CUUGUACGUAGGUCUAUGUCAUUUCAUAUUUAAGAGAACAAAAAUUAAUCAUCAUUUUCAAAAGAUUUAUAUACAUAAAGUGUUUCAAAAUCUAAAACAGAGCUAGAUAUAUAAUUUUCUUUUCUUUUUCAAAUAAAAAAAAUCCCUAAAACCUGCGACCGUGUUGGUAUUUGUUAACGGAGAGGAUGGUAAGGGAAGGCGACGCAGUAACAUCGAACGGCAUGAACGACGACGACUACACUACCAAUAUUCCCAGUUGCAGUGGUUCUGAUAAAAAUCGUAACGGAGACGGUAACGGUAAUCUCAACCAGAUCAGUCAAGUAUGGGGAACGUGGGAGGAGCUUCUGUUAACAUGCGCCGUUAAACGCCACGGUUCCAAAGAUUGGGACUCCGUCGCUAAGGAGGUUGUUUCCCGGAGCUCUCUCAACGCCUCCGCUCCGAGUUGCAGGCUCAAGUAUCAAGAUCUCAAGCGUCGGUUCCAAGAUUCCGUCGACGACGACGACGACGGACGAGGAAACAACGGAGCUGUGGCGGAGGAUAUAGACGGCGAAAUCCCUUGGCUCGAGCAGUUACGGAGUCUACGCAUGGCGGAGCUCCGGCGAGAUGUUCAGCGAUGCGAUGAGUCGAUACUGUCGCUUCAGUUAAAAGUUAAGAAACUAGAGGAGGAGGAGAAAGACGGAGACGAUAAGCCAGAUCUGGAAGACGACUCCAAGACAGUUAGAUCGCUGCCGUCGAUGAACGAGUCCAACUCCACGGCCUCCGCCGAUCACGAGCGAUUAGUCGGUGAUAAAACGGUCGAGAAUUCGAGUAAUCCACAUCCCGAUCAUAAGGCGGCGGCGGCGGCUGUGGAGGAGGAAGAAGGAACGGUUAGUAGAAGAUCGGGGAUGAGUCACUCCGGCGAGUUGGGCGAGUCGGGAACGUCGACUGUUAAUCGGAAGAGGAAAGGCAAUAUCUACGGUGGAAGCGGCGGUAAUAUUAAACCGGACGGGAAUCAAUCACAGCCGUUGAUGGAGAUCGUUAAACUGAUCCGGUCUCAUCCGCGCGGAUCCGUGUUCGAAACCCUGCUUAAGAGCCAGGAGACUAACGAUUACAAGAGAGUGAUAAGGCAGCAUAUGGACAUCAAAACAAUAGAGAAGAAGAUGGAGAAAGGAUCAUAUGUUUCUUCGAGUCUUUCUUUUUACAGAGAACUCAAGCUUCUCUUCACAAACGCCAUUGUUUUCUUUCCUACAUCUUCCGCAGAGUCCGUGGCUGCACACGAGCUAAGAACCCUCGUCUCCAACGAGAUGAAGAAAACUACUGGAAUAUCGAGUCAUCGUGUCAUCAAAUCAGAGGGUGGAUCUUUAAUCUCUAAACAGAAAUCUUCUGCUCCACCUCUUGUUGCGUGUAAGAAGAAAACGUUACCUUCUUCUUCAAGCUUUAAACAAAAAGAUGAGAAGAAAGUUUCGGAGGAGAAGGAUGUGACUACAACUACUACAAGAAGCUCGAGGAGAGCGAGCAAAGGUGUGAAAGUUGUUGCCAAGGAUACCAAAAUGGGAAGAGCCAAAAACAAUAACAAGAAACAAACAGAUUCAUCAGAUGAUGAUGCUGAUGAGAAGGAAGAGACUCCUAAGAUAGAGAAGAAGAGAGCUUCAGAGAAGAAGAAGAGUGUUGCUGAGUUCUUGAAGAGAAUCAAAAAUAACUCACCACAGAAAGGAAAUGAAACAACGAGUAAAGAUCAGAAGAAGAGUGAUGGAAACGUCAAGAACGGUAAAGCAAAACCUAGGGAGCUGAGGAGUAACAGCACGGGUAAAAAGAAGGCUGAGGCAGAGAACAAUGGUAAUAAGAGCUCAUCGAAACGAAAACAAUCGAAAAAAGAAGCAGAGGAAGUGACUGCUGCAGCUACAAGAAAACGAGGUAGAGAAUCAGGCAAAGACAAUCAACAGCCAAAGAAAAGAAGCAGGGGAUAAGAACCGAUUCGCAAGUGGUUAGCUAUUGUACAUUUGAUAUGCCAGAUAUAUUCAUCAACCCUCUAAGCAUUAGUGUUUAGGAGUGAUUCAUAGAUCUUGUUAGGUAUAUGUUCUCAUAAAUUACCCGUUUUUGUUUAACCUAUGUUUUUCUUGUUAGAUGGUAUAUGGUUGUAAUUUGUAAAUCUUACAGACAUGUGUUUUUUCCUUGCCUUUGAUAGUUUAACAAAGAUUCGCAAAACCUGACACUAACUAAUGUCUUUGACGGG
This is a messenger RNA of Raphanus sativus (radish), 2212 nucleotides long. RefSeq lists its product as uncharacterized. The coding region runs from base 186 to 1946 and encodes 586 amino acids. The transcript has 3 exons. The record is from RefSeq and is a predicted model, not a curated record. NCBI's taxonomy places the organism in Eukaryota, Viridiplantae, Streptophyta, Magnoliopsida, Brassicales, Brassicaceae. Gene Ontology annotation, molecular function: protein binding.